ACCCACAACAUAUAUUUCCGUCAACGUGGUGAUACUACAGCCAUAUUACACACGAGGCAAGGGUUCACCUGGUGGAGAGGUCGCGCUUCUUGUAAUGACAACAAGCAGUUGCAUCAGCUUCUGUCCUCGUGCGUGUUAAACCCCUACAAGACGCGCUUCUUUGCCUCUCUUUACACGCGCGCAUUAGCUCCACUGUUUAAAACCAAGUCAAAACUGGAUGAUAUAUGAUGAAAUAAAUCUCCUAAUCAUUGACGUCAACUAUAUAUUUUUAAAAGUUAUCAACAUAGUCGAUGUAUUGCUUGACUUAUUUUUUAAUAAUGUCCCUUUUUGAAUUACUUUUUCCCGAAUCCCGACCCUAUAAACUGGACCUCACUGGACAUGGUUUAGAUAUCGUGAUAUCUAAACCAACAUGAGAUAUCUCUUAAGGUCACGAAUAUGUAAGCCCGUCCUCUUGAGGUUCUUUUCAGAAAUUAGCCUAAAUGCUAACCUCAGGUAAGGGGUUGUACCUGAAUACACCAGGAGGUUCUUGCCUGUGGCCUCACACUUUGAAAUAGUGUAAUAAUGUCACUAUUGCCCUCAAACACACCAGAGUAUUACUGACUUAAAAAAAAAUAAUUUUUAAGAAGUGGUGAUGGCUUGUUGUACAUUUUUUCACAUCACACGUCAUAGUUUUUCUUUCCGUGAGUAGUGCGGUCACACCUCUUCCUGUUCCUGUUACCAGAAAAAAAAAAAAAAAAAGUGGUACCAUAGUUUCCCCUUACUUUGUUCCAGUGAAGUCAGAGGGUCUCCGUUCACAGAAAGCAGAGUACCGCAUGGAACCAGACUGCAGCUGGCUGAUGAUUGGUUGGAUUAUAUUUAGACUCAAGUUGUACAUCUACACACAGCGAAAUCCGCUCUGGUGUGUCCUAAUUCAGGAAGCUGGCUGCCUGAACUGGUUUUUCCUCCUUGGUAGCGUUACUUUUUUGCUCGUGUGUCAUAUUCAUGGGACGUAUGUUUCUUCACCUUACUUUUGAGUACAUGGAAGCAGCUGUGCUCAGAGUAGAAUAAUAAUUGAGUGGGAUCUUAGUAUCUUUUGACAAAUUGUCAGUUUAUUUGUUCUGAAGACAGAAAAAAAACAUAAGCUAAACAUGGUGAGCUUAUUUCACAUAAAAUUUAACUUUUUUGCUCAUGUAACAUGCUGUUAUUAGCUUGUAAAUUAGUUUAGGUUUUAUUUUUUUGCUCUGGGAAUGACAUCUCACUAAUAUGACUUUUAAUCCGCUUCAUAGAAAAUAUUUGUAGUUUUGCAACUUUUUUUUUAUAUCCUCAAGCAACCGUAAUGCCAGAAACCGGUCUAUGUUUCACAAGAGUCCUUGGAGCUUGCUUUUCUUAGAAGAGACUAAAUUUUUUCCUAAACAGUAAAAAAAACAAAAAAAAAAACAGCAGACACAACUUGACUUCUCAUCCCCAUCCACAAGUGUGCUCACAUUCAGUGCAGCUGUUGCAUAAUGUUAUUUUCAAGGCAGCCUUUAGUAAUUAUGGAUGUAUUUUCCACAUCUCCUGCUCCUCCUCCUGCAGUGCCACCUAGUCACAAAUAUCCACUUCCUGGAAAAAGCAGCUCUUAUUUUUAAGAAAACUGCAGGGUGCAACAGGGCAGAAGGUAUUUAGUCAUUAGCAUGAUCCCAUCACUUUGCAUGCAAAUACGCCUCUGAUUGGCCAAACUCUCUCUUUUGUCCCACAUGCAGAUUAUUCUGGUGUUGAUCAAAGGAUACAGAAAAAUUAGAAACCAUGCGGGGGUAGGAGGCUGUCCCUCGAUGCUCACAUGAUCAAAGUCAUAGCAACACUUGGAGCAUUUUUCGCAAAGAGUUUCAAGUACCCUGACUGUUAUUAAAAGAUUAACAUUGUUGCCUCCGGAUAUUUAUCAAGGCAUGUCGCAAAACCCGUUCCGUGACUUGCAACACCAUCACCUAAUUUUAAGGAUGCAGAACUUCACAUUUAAGUUUGUGGGAGUAAAGUAAGCACACCCUCCUUCUUUUGUAGGGUUUGAAAUACCAGGACAUAAUUAGAAAAUCUGUCAGUGUUUAUUAGAAUGCAUUUUUCCUACAGAAUGUGGACAAGACAACAGGCCUGAGACGAUAGAACCGGAGGGGUUACCGAGAAACUAGCAACAAUUACAACAACAAUUAAAAAUGACAUCUUCAGUAGAAAACAUCUUCCCCUCCAACCUGGUGUCUGCCGCCUUUCAGUCGUAUGGCACCUCCUACAAGAUGAAAAACGCGUCCGGAAUCCUAGAGAAGGUUCCCAUUGGAACAGAUCAAGACGGGAUGAACAUCCUUGGAUUGGUGGUGUUCGCUAUUGUUUUCGGUGUGGCCCUGAGGAAGCUGGGCGAAGAAGGAGAGAUCCUCAUCAAGUUCUUCAACUCCUUCAACGAGGCCACCAUGGUGCUGGUGUCCUGGAUCAUGUGGUACGCCCCUAUAGGUAUCAUGUUCCUCGUCGCAGGUAAGAUUGUGGAGAUGGACGACGUCGGCAAGCUGUUUGCCAGCCUGGGAAAAUACAUCGCCUGCUGCAUGAUUGGCCACGCCAUUCACGGCCUGCUGGUGCUGCCCCUCAUCUACUUCAUUUUUACCAGGAAGAACCCCUACACCUUCCUGUGGGGCAUCUUCACAGCCUUGGCCACGGCUUUUGGAACGAGCUCCAGCUCUGCCACUCUGCCCCUCAUGAUGAAGUGCGUGGAGGAGAAAAACGGCGUCUCCAAGCACAUAAGCCGCUUCAUCCUGCCCAUCGGCGCCACGGUCAACAUGGACGGCGCCGCGCUCUUCCAGUGUGUGGCGGCGGUUUUCAUCGCCCAGCUUAACAACACCAGUCUCAACUUCAUCCAAGUCAUAACCAUCCUUGUGACGGCGACUGCGUCCAGUGUUGGAGCUGCAGGUAUACCUGCGGGCGGCGUGCUGACCCUCGCUAUAAUCCUGGAGGCCAUUGGACUGCCCACCAGUGACAUCUCUCUCAUCCUGGCUGUUGACUGGCUUGUUGACCGCACCUGCACGGUGCUGAAUGUGGAGGGCGACGCCUUCGGAGCGGGGCUCCUGCAGCACUUUGUGGACAAAACAUCCAAACGCGAAGGAGUGGAGGAGCUCAGCGAGGUGAGGAUGGACAGAGAUGCGUCCGCCGCCAUGCCCGAGCACUCGCCGCUCAUCGAUAAACGAGGCUUGGAGGGCGCAAAAGGAGACCUUUCCUCCGAGAAAGAGUCGUCCAUGUAACGCCGAUUGCGACUUCUACCGCAAACCCGCCUAGAAAGACAAAACUUAAGCUCCCCCCUGUUAAGAAAAGAGUCCAAGGAGAGAGGACGGACAGCACACUACAAUGCAAAGCAACGCUCUCGGACCUCAAAUACUUUUCUGGACGGGGUGCAGCUAAUAUCUUAUGGGAUAUGCAGAAACCAUGAUAAACUCACUGGGUUAUUUAAUUUUUUAGGGCAGUAUGAGACUAAUAUUUUUAUUAUUAUUAUUAUUAUUUUUUAAUACUUCUCCCUCAUGUUUAUUUGAUGUAUUCGGUUGGUCUACUCUGAAAUCAGAUUGGAAGGUUUCAUAAGCCACUUAAAAGAAAACAGACUAUUUGCAUCGAGGAGCUCAGCACAUGACGCAUUUAUUCAUGCUGGACAAAUGAAUAUGGAUGUCUGUUGCUAAAGCGUUCUCCUAUCUUAUAUGGCGUCACUGUUCUUCUGACAGGAACUGUCUUUUUAUACAUAUAU
Molecule: messenger RNA, 3724 nt
Organism: Gambusia affinis (western mosquitofish)
Lineage: Eukaryota; Metazoa; Chordata; Actinopteri; Cyprinodontiformes; Poeciliidae
Gene: slc1a5
Product: solute carrier family 1 member 5
Exons: 8
Coding region: 2166-3233 (355 amino acids)
Biological process (GO): L-aspartate import across plasma membrane
Cellular component (GO): plasma membrane
Molecular function (GO): symporter activity; neutral L-amino acid transmembrane transporter activity; L-aspartate transmembrane transporter activity
Source: RefSeq, a predicted model, not a curated record